AUCGCAGGGUGCACUACCGUGACACUCUGCGGGGUUGGAAAUUCGCGACGGAACAGGAGCGCCGCGAUCGUGAGAGCGGCGAAAAGCUACGUGAGAUGAAGGCUUCGCGGAAAGCAAGCAUCUCUGCGAUUAUCGAAGCGCAUACGGAAGCCAACAGUCUGGCCCUACAGGGAAAGUUCUUUGUGCAGUGGCAUCGUGAACUGGAAAUUGCAAGGAAGGCAGAUAAGGCGAAGAAGUUGGAGAUUGCGGAGCAGGUGGCUUCUCACAGACUCGAGAUGUUCAAGCGAACUGCGCUCGACAACGGCCAACAUCUCUUUUUGCAAGGCGCGUUCAUCAUGUGGCGCGAGGCAAUCACGGGUCAGAGGCUCCAGUCGAGACUGGAAAAGAUGAUCAAUGACUCCCAGCAGAUGAAGGAUUUUCUCGGUGACUCGAUGGAUAAACAGCAAAACAGCUUCACUUUGCGGGCAUGCUUCCACAUGUGGCACGCCGUGGAGGUGCAAGGGGCGCGUGCGCAACAAGACGUAGAGUCAAAGUUGAAGAAGCAAGCUUUUGCGAGCCGGCAGAAGCUCGCGCAGAAAUUCCUCGAUGAGUCCGCAAAGGGCUUGCUGCAGUUCGCAUGGACAGCUUGGAAGCACGAUAGCGAAGAUGCUGUACGGCGCCGUCAGGCGCUCGAACACAAGCAAAACAUUGCCCGAUCCAUGCACGCGGGUACUGGAGCAAUGCUCGUUCAGCAAAGCUUCGCCGAGUGGGUACUGAGACCUACAUUUUUAUUUGUUGAAGGUCAAAAUGUUCAUACACUUACGUGUUUAUUGAUGUUAGUUGUAGCUCAUUUUUUUUCUAUUCGAAUCCUCGAUCACGCGGACUGCAUCUGUAAGCAUUUCUUUGUAGGUGUAGAUUCGUCCUCGUGAUAAAAAUAGACAAUGCCUGGAACAGCCCAGUCUCAUACCCAUUGAGACUUUGCAAGACUCAGAUUGUUUGUAUAAAUUCGAGACCAUGCCACGAUUAGCUAAAAAUCGCACUUAGCAUGCUCAAAUUGGGAAUAUCCAUACAUCAUGAUGAACAUACUUACCUACAACAGGCUCAUUUAGUGCGCGAAGUGAAAUACGCGGAGGAGAAGGAGAAGGCCGCCGUUCAGGCUAAGUUAGCACGUUCCGAGACGAAAAGGAAGCACCUCGCCAAAAUGAUGCAGCAAUUUGCGGAACAAGAUUUGUUUCUGAAGCGUCAGGUGCUUCACAAGUGGACGGGCCUAGUGGCUGAGAACAAGGCACUGGCCCUCUCGCACAAGCAAAUCUUGUC
Messenger RNA from Amoebophrya sp. A25, 1296 nucleotides. NCBI's taxonomy places the organism in Eukaryota, Dinophyceae, Syndiniales, Amoebophryaceae. The record is from the annotation of a GenBank genome assembly.